Molecule: messenger RNA, 1101 nt
Organism: Mercenaria mercenaria
Lineage: Eukaryota; Metazoa; Mollusca; Bivalvia; Venerida; Veneridae
Exons: 2
Coding region: 1-1101 (366 amino acids)
Source: RefSeq, a predicted model, not a curated record
AUGUUGGGUAGUUGGUAUUUACUUGUGGAGAACAGAUUUACACAUGACAUUGUAUUUCAGCAGCUGGACCUGUCUUACCCGACACUAGUAUUUCAGCAGCUGGACCUAUCUUACCUGACACUUGUAUUUCAGCAGCUGGACCUGUCUUACCUGACACUUGUAUUUCAGCAGCUGGACCUAUCUUACCUGACAUUUGUAUUUCAGCAGCUGGACCUAUCUUACCUGACACUUGUACAGCAACUGGACCUAUCUUACCUGACACUUGUAUUUCAGCAGCUAGCCUUAUCUUACCUGACACUUGCAUUUCAGCAACUGGACCUAUCUUACCUGACACUUGUAUUUCAGCAACCGGACCUAUCUUACCUGAUACUUGUAUUUCAGCAACUGGACCUAUCUUACCUGACACUUGUAUUUCAGCAGCUGGACCUAUCUUACCUGACACUUGUAUUUCAGCAGCUGGACCUAAGUUACCUGACACUUGUAUUUCAGCAGCUGGACCUAUCUUACCUGACACUUGUAUUUCAGCAGCUGGACCUAUCUUACCUGACACUUCUAUUUCAGCAGCUGGACCUGUCUUACCUGACACUUGAAGCAACCGGACCUAUCUUACAUGACACUUGUAUUUCAGCAACUGGACCUAUCUACCUGACACUUGUAUUUCAGCAGCUGGACCUAAGUUACCUGACACUUGUAUUUCAGCAGCUGGUCCUAUCUUACCUGACACUUGUAUUUCAGCAGCUGGACCUAUCUUACCUGACACUUGUAUUUCAGCAGCUGGACCUGUCUUACCUGACACUUGAAGCAACUGGACCUAUCUUACAUGACACUUGUAUUUCAGCAACUGGACCUAUCUACCUGACACUUGUAUUUCAGCAGCUGGACCUGUCUUACCUGACACUUGAAGCAACUGGACCUAUCUUACAUGACACUUGUAUUUCAGCAACUGGACCUAUCUACCUGACACUUGUAUUUCAGCAGCUGGACCUAAGUUACCUGACACUUGUAUUUCAGCAGCUGGCCCUAUCUUACCUGACACUUGUAUUUCAGCAACUGUACCUAUCUUACCUGACACUUGCAUUUCAGCAACUGGACCUAUCUUAG